This is a messenger RNA of Exophiala aquamarina CBS 119918, 1230 nucleotides long. RefSeq names its product acetyl-CoA acyltransferase. Gene Ontology annotation, molecular function: acetyl-CoA C-acyltransferase activity. NCBI's taxonomy places the organism in Eukaryota, Fungi, Ascomycota, Eurotiomycetes, Chaetothyriales, Herpotrichiellaceae. Bases 1 to 1230 code for a protein of 409 amino acids. Gene Ontology annotation, cellular component: peroxisome. The transcript has a single exon. The record is from RefSeq and is a predicted model, not a curated record. Gene Ontology annotation, biological process: phenylacetate catabolic process; fatty acid beta-oxidation.
AUGGCGAACGCACGCGGCCUCAGAGCCAUUCUUGAGAAAUCCCCCUCAGACGUAGUCAUCCUCUCAUCACUACGGACGCCUGUCACUCGAGCAUAUAAGGGCGGGUUCCGGAAUGCAUACGACCACGAGCUCCUCUCGCACGUCCUGCGAGCCACACUGGCCGCAAACCCCAAUCUGCCCGUGGACAAGAUCGACGAGGUCGCUGUGGGAGUAGUCCUAGCAGAGCUGGGCGGCUCAAAAGCGGCACGGAUGGCACAACUACACGCCGGAUUCAGCGAACGCACACCCUUACACACGGUCAACCGAGCGUGCAGUUCCGGGCUGGCUGCCGUGACGAGCGUCGCGAAUAUGAUCGCGGUGGGCCAGAUCGACGUCGGCGUCGGCGCCGGCAUGGAGAGCAUGACGCGGAACUACGGCAGCAAGGCCAUCCCCACGCAGCUGUGGGAGGAGUUGAAAGAGAGCCACGUCCAGAAUGCCCGGGACUGUAUCAUGCCCAUGGGCUUGACGAGCGAAAAUGUUGCUAAGAGAUAUAACGUGUCAAGAGAAGACCAGGACGUCUUUGCCGCCGACAGUCACCAGAAAGCCUCCAAGGCACAGAGGGCGGGUCUGUUCGAUGGCGAAAUCGUGCCCGUCAAGGUGAAGGUCCUCGACGCCGAGAACCCUGACGCCCCAGCCAAGGAAAUCACCGUCGACAAGGACGACGGCAUCAGACAUGAAGUCAACGCCGAGAAGAUGGCGAAGCUGAAACCCGCAUUCUCCGCGGAUGGUUCGUCGACGGCGGGAAAUUCCUCUCAAAUCUCAGAUGGCGCAGCUGCAACGCUAUUGCUGAGGAGAUCGACGGCGAACGAGCUCGGGCUGACCAAGAACAUUAUCGGAAAAUGGGUCAACACGGCAACAGCAGGCUGCCGACCCGACGAGAUGGGGGUUGGCCCAGCAGUCGCGAUCCCCAAGGUUCUCGAGCAGACGGGCCUGAGCACCGAGGACGUGAGCGUCUGGGAAAUCAACGAGGCCUUCGCCAGCCAGGCCCUGUACUGUAUCCGCAAGCUGGGACUGGAUAUUGCGAAGGUCAACCCCAGAGGCGGCGCCAUUGCGCUCGGUCACCCCUUGGGCAUGACUGGAACGAGGCAGUUGGCGACCCUUCUUCCACAGUUGGAGGCGGGUCAAGUAGGUGUCGUGAGCAUGUGCAUUGGCACCGGUAUGGGAAUGGCGGGUGUUUUUGUUCGAGAAUAA